AAGUGAGAGAUAUCAUUAGAGCUUGUCCUUGUGCCACCGCUAUACGAUUCUGUGAGCUUUUGAACAUAGAUGUCCUCUCCCAGCGAAAGUAGGUCGCUGCUGCAUUUAGACGUCGGCGAAUCUACACAGUCUGCCUAUGGCACAUCCCUCGACGACAAUGACGACCCGGAGUCCAUUUCUAGGAAGGUUGUGGAGCGAAAUCUUCUACGAAAGCUAGAUUCCAGAACAGCGUAUCUUGUUCUUAUCUACAUCUUAAACCAGAUGGAUCGAAGUAACGCUGCCGCUGCGAGGCUUCGUGGUCUCGAGGAAGACCUUGGUAUGAAGGGUACACAGUUCAAUACGUUGAUCAGCAGUCUAUACAUCGGCUAUGUGUUCAUGCAAACACCAUCAAACUUCAUUCUCACUCGCAUAACAAAACCAUCAUUGUAUCUAUCCACCUGCAUGUCGCUAUGGGGUCUCCUGACCACUCUCAUUGGGAUAUCUACGAGCUACUACCAAGCACUUUCUUCACGCUUUCUGGUGGGAUUCUUAGAGGCCACCUUUUAUCCUGGUGCUGUUUAUCUGCUUUCAAGAUGGUAUAAGCGAGAAGAGCUUGGGUACAGGACCGCAUUCUUUACCGCAGGAAUUGGAAUUAGCAAUGCUUUUGGUUCGUUGCUAGCCUCUGGAAUUCUAGCAACCAUGGAGGGGCUUCUUGGUUAUGCGGCCUGGAGGUGGCUGUUUUUCAUAGAGGGCUAUUUGACGAUUUUAGUCGGCAUCGGUGGAAUGUUCAUACUUCCUGACUUUCCUUCGAGCACUGCGAGUUGGCUCACCCCUGCAGAGCAUAAUCUGGCUCAAAAGCGGAUGGAGGAGGAUUCAGAAGGCCAUGGUACCGCUGAGCCUACGUCAUCCGGCGGCUUUGCUGUUGUCCUGUCAUUAAUGACUGAUUGGAGAGCGUGGUUGGUUGGCACGGCAUUGUGUUGCUGUAAUGCAUCUCUGUCUUUUAAUAUGUUCUUCCCGACCUUGGCGGCCACAAUGGGGUACUCGCCUACUAUCAGUCUUCUGCUGUGCACACCGCCAUGGAUCAUGAGCACAAUCACCGCAGUCACUAUCGCACGUCACUCUGACGCAACGCGUGAACGCUUUGGGCAUAUGACCUUUGCGUUAUUGAUGUUGAUUACUGGAUAUGUUCUGGCUAUGUCCACGAUGAAUUUUACCGUUCGCUACAUCUCACUUUUUUUCAUGGCCCAAGCACAGGUCUCGAACGUCAUUCUGCUAACGUGGAUCAGUAAUACAUUCGCUCGUUCUAGCUCUAAGCGAGCGGUUGCGAUCGGGUUCAUGAAUUGCAUUGGAACAUCAGGGAACACCUUAUCACCAUACAUUUGGCCAUCCAGCUGGGGCCCGACAUAUACAAACUCGUACCUCAUUUGCAUCGUGCUAGCCAUCUCAUGCAUUUCAUUGUGCUGGGUGUUUAGGCGGCAUCUUGAGCGAUUGAAUGAAGCUGCUGGUGAGGAAGAGCGCGAGCUGAAUCUUGCUAAAGGUUAUAGAUACCUAUUGUAGCUUGUCGUAAAGAGUAGUGAUUGUAGAGGUCACAAUCAUUCAUAUGCAUCAUCUGUGCUGGUGUGUGACUGAUGCUAUAUGAAUUUUUAC
Molecule: messenger RNA, 1626 nt
Organism: Suillus fuscotomentosus
Lineage: Eukaryota; Fungi; Basidiomycota; Agaricomycetes; Boletales; Suillaceae
Product: MFS general substrate transporter
Exons: 11
Coding region: 70-1536 (488 amino acids)
Biological process (GO): transmembrane transport
Cellular component (GO): membrane
Molecular function (GO): transmembrane transporter activity
Source: RefSeq, a predicted model, not a curated record